This is a messenger RNA of Parnassius mnemosyne (clouded apollo), 558 nucleotides long. Lineage: Eukaryota; Metazoa; Arthropoda; Insecta; Lepidoptera; Papilionidae. The record is from the annotation of a GenBank genome assembly.
AUGGCUCCGCCACCUGCGGUGCCGGAAGCGGACCACCAGGACGACGACGACGGCAUCCCGGAAGGGACCGGGGUAGACCUGAGAGUGGCGGUACGUAGGCUUAAGGCCAGGAAUACCGCCCCAGGACCCGAUGGCUUGCCUGGCAAAGCCUGGGUCCUGGCCUCGGAGGCUCUCGGGCCCCGACUGGAGGGGCUCCUAAGCGCAUGCUUGGAGAGAGGCCAAUUCCCGCUUCGUUGGAAGACGGGGAAGCUGGUCCUCAUUCAGAAGCCGGGGCGCCCUGCGGACUCUCCGUCCGCAUACCGGCCCGUGGUGCUGCUCGACGAGGUGGGCAAGCUCUUUGAAAGAGUCAUUGCAAACCGCCUCGCCGAGCACCUUGCGGGGACGGGGCCGGAUCUUGCGGAACACCAGUUUGGUUUCCGCAAGAGGCGCUCUACGGUGGACACCAUCAUGCGCGUGAGAGCCCUCACGACGGGGGAUGCAGUGGCCAGGGGGGUUUGUUUUGGCGGUGUCUCUCGACAUCGCCAACGCCUUCAACUCCAUGCCCUGGAGCUGCAUUAG